Molecule: messenger RNA, 855 nt
Organism: Hylaeus volcanicus
Lineage: Eukaryota; Metazoa; Arthropoda; Insecta; Hymenoptera; Colletidae
Exons: 4
Coding region: 244-786 (180 amino acids)
Source: RefSeq, a predicted model, not a curated record
GUCUUCGAGGACCCCCAAACGCAGGCAUGCCCCCCACCCGGGCUUCAAGGGAGCUGGCCAAAGGGGACCUGGAGGUGUCGUCGCGAACGUCAGGAUCGUACGUCACUUCAGUUGAAAAUGUCGAAAUGCGAAGAACUAAAAACGAAGUGACAUUGAAUAUUUAAGUUAUAAGGCAUUGAUAGGUUGUCCUUCUGGGAUAACCAGUAUACCAGAUAUGGACAACAGUAUGAAGUGACAUUUCUAAUGGCACCACCACCGCCACAUUUCACGCUCGGUAUGCCGCAGCCCCCGCCGCCACCCCCACUAUUUGUCGUGGGCAUACCACAGGCCCCGCCGCCACCGCCAACUUUCGUGGCGGCUAUGGAGCAGCCGCAACGCAAGAAUGUGAGUAACAGGCGGCGGCGGCAGCGGCAAAAUAGACGCCGCAGAAAGACCGCGGGAAGAGAUGUACUACUAACGCGGCCUCCACCCGCGAGAACCCAACAAGAGAGACGACAGGGGCCGGCUGUGCAACGUCGGGUUGCUUCCCAAUUGGUACAUCUGUUAGUAAUAAAUAAACGUACCUUCGUUACUCGGUACCUACGUAACCGAGACAUCAUCCCUCACCGGUCGACCGCCCAUGGAGGCCGCCUGGCUUUCGUUAAGAGUCCGCUCGGUCGUCCUGAUCCUGCCAUAAAACAGUCACACUCCAAAGUGCGACGAACUAUUUACCGUAAACGGUUUGUAAAAGACGUUGACCCUGACAAAUAUAAAGUUUUUACAAUAUUUUUCAAUUACUAUAAAUAAGUAAUCAUACCUUUCUCCAGGAUGCUCAUUAUGUAAUGAAAACAAAAAAGAAUAUUAGAUUGUAUUCUA